Messenger RNA from Myodes glareolus (Bank vole), 1734 nucleotides. It is a transcript of the gene Sfxn3, whose product is annotated as sideroflexin 3. Gene Ontology annotation, molecular function: monoatomic ion transmembrane transporter activity. Gene Ontology annotation, cellular component: mitochondrial inner membrane. NCBI's taxonomy places the organism in Eukaryota, Metazoa, Chordata, Mammalia, Rodentia, Cricetidae. The record is from RefSeq and is a predicted model, not a curated record. Gene Ontology annotation, biological process: monoatomic ion transport; serine import into mitochondrion.
UGGCUAGUGUAUACAGUGUGGGUCUAACCUGUUUGUGUGCCGGGCAGGGCGUGCAUGUCUUUGUGUGUGGGUAUGUGAGAGUCGGGUAGGGGCGUUGUCUACUGUGAGGGAGGAAGUGGAGUUGGAGGGGAUUAGUCAUUCUGCAGGAUUUUUGCCUAGCACAGGCAGAUGGCUGCUCCUGGCAGUUUGUGUGUGUGUGUGUGUUAUGUGGAGGGGCAUUCACUUAAUCUUGCCCUUUCCUGAGGUAGAUGGCUCAGAGAGAGUUGUAUGGGUUAGGACAAGGGAGAGGCUGGGUUGUUGUGCAAGAGUUGAAGCAAAUGGGUUUGAAGGGGAUGUGUGCAUGCCCUCCUACUCACAAAUGGCUGCCAUUGCUCUGUGUGAGAUCUGGUACUGAUCAGCCCUCAGGUGGCUAAUGAUCCUGGUCUCCUCCAAUCAGGGGCUUGAGUGUGGGAUGGCUUUUGUCCACUUUCCAAACAGCCUUGGAAGUGUUUAUCUAGGCUUUAGAGCAGCUGGGACCUGAAGCUGAAAUGGGCUAGGGUGUGUUAUCCAUGUUCUACGCUCCUACAACAGGAGCUCAAGAUAGCUGCCCCGGAUUAGUUGCUGCUCUUGAAACAACCACACACGUGUAAAUCCUCACCAUAAGAUGGGGGACUUGCCCUUAGAUAUCAACAUCCAGGAACCUCGAUGGGAUCAAAGCACGUUCCUAGGCAGAGCCCGGCACUUCUUCACGGUUACUGACCCUCGAAAUCUGCUGUUGUCCGGGGACCAGCUGGAAGCUUCCCGCAACAUCGUGCAGAAUUACAGGGCUGGUGUGGCAACCCCAGGGCUCACUGAGGACCAGCUGUGGAGAGCCAAGUAUGUGUACGACUCUGCCUUCCAUCCAGACACAGGGGAGAAGGUGGUCUUGAUUGGCCGCAUGUCAGCCCAGGUGCCCAUGAACAUGACCAUUACUGGCUGCAUGCUCACCUUCUACAGGAAGACUCCGACUGUGGUGUUUUGGCAGUGGGUGAACCAGUCCUUCAACGCUAUUGUGAAUUACUCCAAUCGCAGUGGGGAUGCUCCCAUCACUGUACGGCAGCUGGGGACAGCCUACGUGAGUGCCACCACUGGGGCUGUGGCCACUGCUCUGGGACUCAAAUCUCUCACCAAGCACCUGCCCCCACUAGUCGGCCGAUUCGUCCCCUUCGCAGCUGUGGCCGCUGCCAACUGCAUCAACAUCCCCCUGAUGAGGCAGAGGGAGCUGCAGGUGGGCAUCCCAGUGACGGAUGAGGCAGGUCAGAGGCUUGGCCACUCAGUGACUGCUGCCAAGCAGGGAAUCUUCCAGGUGGUGAUAUCGAGAAUCGGCAUGGCGAUUCCUGCCAUGGCCAUUCCCCCAGUGAUCAUGAACACUCUAGAGAAGAAAGACUUCCUGAAGCGCCGCCCCUGGUUGGGGGCUCCCCUGCAGGUGGGACUGGUAGGCUUCUGCCUGGUAUUUGCCACACCCCUGUGCUGUGCCCUGUUCCCCCAGAGAAGCUCCAUACACGUGACCAGGCUGGAGCCGGAGCUGAGAGCUGAGAUCCAAGCGCAAAACCCCAGCAUCGAUGUGGUUUACUACAACAAGGGACUUUGAGGGGAGCCAGCCUCUGCCUCUUUCCUUACCUCCUUAGGCUGCUUCUUGGGUGCCACCUUACAAUGUUACCACUUGUUUAUCUUCCGGGUCACGGGACUUGAGGUAGGGAGCAGCCACUGAGACCA